Stegodyphus dumicola is the source of this 1763-nucleotide messenger RNA. RefSeq names its product retinol dehydrogenase 7-like. The record is from RefSeq and is a predicted model, not a curated record. Lineage: Eukaryota; Metazoa; Arthropoda; Arachnida; Araneae; Eresidae. Gene Ontology annotation, biological process: steroid metabolic process. Gene Ontology annotation, molecular function: oxidoreductase activity. Gene Ontology annotation, cellular component: intracellular membrane-bounded organelle.
AUGUGUGUGCCAAGUGUGAGUAAUGUGUUGAGAUCAGCGUCAACACCUGUGCGGAGUUUUGAUGGUGCGAAUUUUAUUGAGGACUGGAAGCCAAGGAAACACUUGAGUCCAAAUGGAAAAGCAGUGUUUAUUACAGGUUGUGAUACUGGAUUUGGGAACGCACUAGCUCGUAGAUUAGACAGAUUGGGGUUGCAUGUAUUUGCUGGAUGUUUGUUUCCAAAGGGGAAGAAUCUCAUUUUUGUUUCAUGUAACGAAGUCUUGUGGACCAUUGUUAACAAUGCGGGCAUCAGUGCUGGUGGAGAAGUGAUUUGGACCAGUAUGAAUACUGUAAAAAAGAUAUUUGAUGUGAAUACUUUUGGUGUCGUCCGCGUGACAAAGGCUUUUCUACCGAUGUUGUGCAAAUCUCAAGGAAGAGUGAUAACAACCACAAGCUUCGUUGCUAAGUGUUCUACUCCUGGCCUUGUCGCUUAUAGUUCAAGUAAGCAAGCAGCUCAGAGCUUUUGUGAUGGUCUAAGGUUAGAAAUGUAUCGGUUUGGGGUAAAAGUGAUCACCAUUGAGCCAUCGGCACAUAAGACUAAUUUUGUGAAUAAAGAAAUGAUUUUUGAUUACUUAAAUAAAGAAUGGGAAGAAACUGCUCUUGAAGUGAAAGAAGUCGUGCCUGAUGACACUUUGGAGUUUGAAAAGCGUGUUGUAAUGAAUAUUACAAAAUUUUCCACAACAUAUGACCUGAAAAGGAGCAUCGAUCAGUUUGAAGAAACAGUAAUAGCAGUGAAUCCGAAAUACUCUUAUAAUCCUGGAACUCUGCAUUCUCGUAUUGCUUUAUGGUUCUUGAAUAUAAUUCCUAAGCCAUUUGCCGAACUUUUCCUCGCAAUAGUAUUAAUGAGAUGAACUCUAUAUGUGUUGGUACUUUCUAAAAAUGGAUUACAUUAUGUUAUUAUUCUAACAGUGGAUUAUAUGAUGUAUAGGGUGCGGCAGCGUUCAUAGUAGGAUAUUAAAAGCACACCAUAAGCCAGUAACUGUAAUUUAUUUAUUACCUCUUUAAGUCAAUUAAUAGUUAAAGGUAUGCCAUUUACUAAUGUGUAAGUCAUUGUCCAUUCGUGGAUUACUUUUUGAAUAUGAUGCCCCCUCUGCACAACACAUUCAUCAUUGGAAACUUGCCAUAACUAAUUCGGCGUAACGUAUUCCCUGGGACAUAGCCGACGGCCGUUCGGAUGCGAUCCUUCAAGUCAGGAAUGGUAGCACAACGUGUUCGGAAAACUUCUUGCUUCAGGUGCCCCCAAAGUCAGCAGAGAUCAGGUGAGCGAGGCGGCUAGGAAAUGUCACCAAAACAGGAAAUUACUCUACCUGGAAAUGUCUGUCGCAAUGGUCCGCCCAUCUGUAACAUUCCCAUAACGUCCCAAGUUGAAAUGUUGCCGAAAUAGACGCUGGGUAGCAAUAACUAAGCAGUUAUUUUUUAAAUAACUUUCAACAGCAAAGGCACGAUGCUGUGCACUCCAACCAUCCAUAUCACUAUCACACUCGAAAUGGCAGCUCAUUAGUAAACGAAUGCGGCAUGAGCUGGCGCGCAUUCAUGCAGUACGUCGUUGUGUCAAAUUACGCUAUGAUCGCUGCGGCACCCUAUAUAAUAACGGAAUAAUUAUGCAUAAUAAUGAAUUACAUUAUGUUGUAAUAAUGGAUUAUAUUACGUACUAAUGUGUUAGUACUUUCUAAUAAUGGAUUACAUAGCAUUUGUUAGCUCAUGUUCUUAUAAGAUGUACGCGAAA